AUGGCUUGCGGCGGUGUGGGGUCGCGGUUCGGAGGCGAAACUCCAAAGCAGUUUGUGCCGCUGUUUCGUGGACAAACAGCUGCUCAGAUUUCGUUGGAAAAGCUCCGGAGACACCUGGCACGAUCCGGAGCAGGCUGUCCCGAGGCAUCCACACGCAGGCAGUUUCAACAGGAGACAGACGAGAGGGAGUUCCCGAAGGCAAAGAAGCGAGGGCAGAGCUUUCUUGUGGCAGUCGUUGAUCGGGAGAGACGUGCAGCGGUGAUGAAGAGGUCUACUAACGAAGAAGAGACAGAGAACUGCGAGGCACGCGGCAGGAUGGCUGCAACAGGCGCAGGCAGCGAGGGUGGCGAUCAAUGCCUCGACGGUUUGAACGAGCAUGAUAUUUCUCUCGGGCACGUCUCCACAAGAAGUAAUCCGCUCCAUGGGAGGGAAGGGCGCGAUGAUCACCGAAGGACGCCUGUUGAAGUUCUGUUCGCUCCCGUUGGUGCAGAGCGGUGGGAGUCGGUGUGGCAUGGCGUCAAGUGUCUGUGCUAUUCCCUGCUCGCCACGGAGAAAGGGAGAAAACUUCGAGAGAUUUCAGCGCCGGUGCUGAGGAGCGAUACCAACCCGAGUCUACGGGAAGGGCAUGUUGGCAACGAGAAAGAAUCCACACAUGGCCAGUCGAGAUCGAGAUUCCGGUCGCUUUGUCGCGCCCUUAGUAGUUUGCCGCGCUACGUGGCAUCCGCGUUCAUGUCGAAGUUCCACUACGUCGUGCCGGGAGGCAGCCAGCUAGCUCCAGAUACAACCCAGGUCGCUUGUAACAGUGCACGCAUGAACGCAGGAGGACUGCAAACCGGAUCCAAGGGAAAUGUGAGCGAAGUAGCGACUGCCCAGGCCGACGAGGCAAGGCAUUUGCUUCAUCGCCUCGCGGCAAUAAACUGCGACAAAGACCUCGUUAUGAUUCACGAUGCUGCGAGGCCGUGCGUGAGAGAGGAGGACCUUGAAAAUGUAACCUCAGAUGCUGAGAAGUUUGGAGCUGCUCUUCUCGCUGUCCCGGCUGUCUCAUCUAUCAAAGUGGCAACCGCAGACCGGCAUGGGCGCCUGUGCCCUGCUUCGCCGUGCUCAGGAGAGAAAAGCGUUACCCGGGGGAAAGACCCCACAGCAGCGGAUCGAGACAAAGCCACUGGACACGAAGACUUCUUUGUCCAGCGAACGCUUCCGCGUCAUCUGCUGUGGGAAGCCCAAACCCCACAGGUAAGGACACACAUUUUCUGCGCACGUGAGGCUUAUUAUGAAGUGCCGACUGCUGUGUACUUUUCCUGGGCAAGACACCAACGCACAAGACAUCACCAUUCUUAUGUCUGCCAUCAGUAA
Neospora caninum is the source of this 1353-nucleotide messenger RNA. RefSeq lists its product as hypothetical. Gene Ontology annotation, molecular function: 2-C-methyl-D-erythritol 4-phosphate cytidylyltransferase activity. The record is from RefSeq and is a predicted model, not a curated record. Bases 1 to 1353 code for a protein of 450 amino acids. Gene Ontology annotation, biological process: isoprenoid biosynthetic process. The transcript has a single exon. Lineage: Eukaryota; Apicomplexa; Conoidasida; Eucoccidiorida; Sarcocystidae.